This is a messenger RNA of Yarrowia lipolytica CLIB122, 1149 nucleotides long. RefSeq lists its product as uncharacterized. The record is from RefSeq and is a predicted model, not a curated record. Gene Ontology annotation, cellular component: nucleus. NCBI's taxonomy places the organism in Eukaryota, Fungi, Ascomycota, Dipodascomycetes, Dipodascales. Gene Ontology annotation, molecular function: zinc ion binding.
AUGCACAACACUUCUACUUAUCACCACACCAUGCCGACCGAAGAGCAACUCCAUGGGAUCAUGGAAUCGCUGCGGGAGGUGACAAGAAAGUCCGGCUCCGCUCCGACAACACCCACAAAACACUCUCCCCGAAAUUCGACGCUCAAAACAGCAACUCCAAACAGAUUCACAACAGCAUCCUCGACAUCUGGAAAAAUAUCCAAACGACCGUCUUUAAUGGAGCGAAUUAGACAGGUCAAGGAGAAGGAUUAUCGAAGAACAACAAAGGAAAUCACAGAACUAGCUCCUACGACUACAGCAACAUCAACCCCUGCUACAUACACUCCGUGGUCCAAGGAAGACUUUCUUGACCGGGUCUCGACAUACACUUAUCAAAAGUACCCUAUUGAGACGUCGCUGUACCCGAAACUGAGUCCCUAUAAUGUGGCUCGUUACGGCUGGAAAUGUACAAGUUCAAAAAUGCUCCAAUGCGUGAGUUGUGGGAGUUAUCUGGCAGUUGUCUGUGGAGAGGAAGAUGAUGAAGCUACCAUCAAGGUUGUGCAGGAUAAGUAUCUUGGGCUUAUUACACGGAACCAUUCCAGUAGAUGCUUGUGGAAGAACAAGCCUUGUUCUGAGAGCCUGGGAUCGAUCAUGGGCAACAUUGGACGGCUUCGAAAGGAUUUAGGAGGAAAAAUUGCAAUUCCCGAGGGCGUCGAGGUUACUGUGGAUGGACAGAGUGUGGAGGAUUUCUUUAAGAAAUUACUUCUUGAAGUUGACGGUGAAGUAAACAAGGAAAUCGACGAGAAUAGGGGACUGGAUUUGAAGGAGGAAGUGAAAGAAAAUGGAUCUGGCUCUAAUAAGGACUCAAACGACCUGACGCAGUCAGCUGAACUUGGAUCCGACUCAAAACUCAUCCCGGAAGAAGUGUCUAGAAUCACACUCGCUGCUGGAUGGAGAGGAUCCCACAAUAUGUUCAAGUGCCACGUUUGUUCAAGAAUAGUCAAACCCUCUGAGACGUUUGAUGUGGUGCAGGAACACAGAGACUGGUGCCCCUACGUUGUGGAAAAAGAGGGUGACAAGCCCGCAUGGUGGCAAGUAUUGACCAAGCCAUCCAAGGAGUCUUCUAAGAAGCGUCUCUCCAAUAUCAGAGAGGUGUAUUUCGGUGUAUAG